Molecule: messenger RNA, 3551 nt
Organism: Microplitis mediator
Lineage: Eukaryota; Metazoa; Arthropoda; Insecta; Hymenoptera; Braconidae
Product: P2R1A-PPP2R2A-interacting phosphatase regulator 1
Exons: 6
Coding region: 642-1583 (313 amino acids)
Molecular function (GO): protein serine/threonine phosphatase inhibitor activity
Source: RefSeq, a predicted model, not a curated record
AUAUUUUAAAUAUUUUAAAAUUUCAUAAUUUAUCCACUGUUAGCCAUCACAUCGUCUAAUUAAUAUUUGACAAUUUUUUUUUUAAUUUUUACUAAAAUCACAAUAAUUAAACGUAUUUGCUGUGUUAAUUUUCAAGCAGUAUAAAUUUAUAAGUUUUUAUUUAUUUUUUUUUAUUAAUAUGAAUUCCGUCAAUCAUUACAUAAUUUUCCAACGAGAGUGGUUACAGAAAUCUAACAUGUUCUAUGCUUAAAUUAUAUGCCUUGUCGGCUCUGGAGUAUCGGAGCUCUGAGCUGAUCAAUAGGGCUAUUCAACAACCAGAAACAUUAAAUUAAAUAUUAUUAUAGAUUCUGAAGGAGUCAACUAUAGCUACAUAAACCCAAAAUUGUUAUUUGAUAUUUAUAUUAAACAUAUGCCAUGUUGGGUAGAUGAUAUGUUUUUUGAAAGCUGGAAACUAAAACUCAAUCAUUUCUUGGAAUUCUGAAUGCUGUAGUUGCUUAUCAAGAAUUGAACCUGUAUGUUCAAUAAGAUGCCUAACACAUCUGAAUAUCAAUAAUCAAAAGUUAUCACCGAUGUGCCUGAAUAACACAUCUAAUUUAUAAUUAAAUUUUUUUAACAAAACUUAGAAAAAAAUCCUGCUAAUCAUGGAAAUUGAUUGCCCAAUAAUCAGUCUUAAAAGAUCUAGCAGCGCUCCUAUGAUUCAUGAAAUUAGUGCUGCUGUGUCAGUCAGUUCAUCUUCAACAUCUACACCACGGGAUGUCGCUACUGCAGUAACUCUGUCCCCAACAAUACCAAGAACACGUCGGUUUAGUACAAGUAGUUUUGCAAAUACUCCUAGACUAACGCCGAGAGUAAACCAAUUAAAACAAGAAGAAUGCAUUGAUGUCGCUGGCAGAGAAGCUGCACAUGAAAAAGAAAUUCAUAGUGUGAUGCAAAUUUCUCAAUCAUGGGAAGAUUUAACCCUCGAAGCUGAAGGACUAUCUUUUAAGGAUUCAGAGCUACCUAAUCAACAACUUAAAAAUAUCGAAAAACAAAUGAUAAAACGAGUUGUUGAUCCGUUGAAUCUUAAUCUACCAAUUAUUAACAGCCCUCCCCCUUGUUCUUCACCAUCACCUACUAGAUCUAGUUUAGGACAACGUCAAUGUUAUUCACCUAGACUUCAUAUUGUUCAUUGGAGAAAUAACCUUUCUCCGAGCCCUACGAGGAAACCAUUUGCUAUGAGACGUAGUUUAAGUCCAAUAGCCAUAAGACCGAGUUGUUUGGGACCAGUUAAGAGGAAAUUUGAUUUAACUGAUAAUAGUACCGAUCGUCAACAACCACUCAAACGUGCAUCAGCAGUGGUACUUUCAAACCCCUCCAGAUCGGAUAAAAUAUCAAAUAUAAUUCCUGGUACGAUAAAUCUAAUGGAAUCAUCUGCCUCUUUUCCAAAUAUAAACUCAUCUGAUUUUUCAUUUCAUCAAGUUGAGAAAUCUACAUCUAAUAGAGUAAUUAUUAAUGACAAUGAACGAGUGACACGAAAUAGUGAACAAGCAAAAGUUACAAGAUCUAAACAAAGAGAUCAAAUGAAUAAAAAUAAUUAUAGGUGAAAAAUUAACUUGAAUAAAAAAAAAAAACUUUACCAUUUGGACAUGGAAUUUAUUUGCAAUAAUAGCUUUGCCUAUAAUUUUUAGUAAUAAGUAAUCAAACUUUGUAACAAAUACCAUUUUUCAAAAUCUUAAUAUAUUCAACGCUAUUGCCCAAAGUUGUAAUGGUUAAUAGGGGUUUUAGUUAUUUAAAUAUUAAAUAUAUUGUAUUUUAUAAUCUAAAAUUUUAAAAACAUCAAUAACUUUUUCCAGUUUAAAAUAUGUUUCAUUUUUUAUUUUAUGAGUUAGUAAAGUUAAUAGUUCAAACAGUAUAAUCAAUGUAUAAAAUUAAUUUAAGUGGAUUUUUUUUUAAACCGACUAACGUCAUUAUCAACAAUAAUGUAAUGUAUCUAGUCAACAUUUAAACUUUGCUAAAGGUAUUGAUAAUUUAUUUAGAAAAUGAAACCUGUCGAACUUUACAGAAUCAAGUUGAUUCUAGCUAAAAACAUUUGUCUAUUUGUAUACUAAUGCAUCUUUAGAAACCAUAUAAAUCAUUUAAGAAACAUUAUCAUGGAAAAUUAUACUUACCGUUCAUGGCUCUUUUAGAAAAUUUCUUGCAGAAAUUGACUUAUAAUUACUCUUAUGACUCUAUUUUUGAAAAACUCUCUCUCGGUUCACCAAGACACCAAAAGAGACCCAUGGGUCAGUGUUCAAAACAAUAUAAGUGGCAGCUCAGAUGUCCCUUCUCAGGAUUUAGAGUAUAUAAGGGCAAUCAAGCGUCUGCACGGGGACUUGGGCCUUAACCACCAACUAAAGUGGAAGUGUAGAGAAGGGCUGAGAAUGCCUAUCGAGGUCCUUACUGUACAAUUCUGAACCCACUUCAUACUCUUACUACGAUGGUUGCUGCAGUUCGUACUCUUCUGGACUUCAAGCAAAGUUUAUGAGGUCCGUACAUUUUAUAAUAACAAUCCCUGAUUAAAAAAGUGAAUUGAAAAGUAUUGAAAAUUAUUUCAAUUCUUUUCAAUCCCUCGGCGGUUUUGGAAAGUAUUGAAUGGAAUUGAAAUUUCGAUCGUUUGAAUAAUUUCCAAUUCCAAAGUGGAAUUCGAAAGUAUUGAAAAGAAUUCAAUCUUUCAUCAUUUCAAUCCCUUCCAGUAUGGAAUUAUUUAGGUAUUGAGAAGGAUUCGGAAAGAUUCAAAAAUUUCAAUUCAUUUCAAUCUUUUUCAAUCCCACACUUGAUCCGAAAUGUCGGAUUAUUUAGGUAUUGAGAAGGAUUCAGAAAGAUUAAAAAUCUCAAUUCAUUUGAAUCUUUUUCAAUUCCUCGGAAGUUCAGAAAUUCUUUUAUUAUUUUGGGAUUGAAAAGUAUUCAUUUUAUGUCAAAAUGAAAACCUUGGGGUAUAGAAAGUAUUCGAAAGGAUUCAUUUCUCAUCUUUUUCAAUACUUUUCAAUUCACUUUUUUAAUCAGGGAAAGUCUAGUUGGUAUAUUUACUAUAAACUUAAAGUCCAACGUAACUAUGGGCUAGUCACAUUCACAUAAUUGUAAAAUCUAGUCAAUUCUGUGUUAAUCUCUAGCCGAGUCAGUUUAAAUCCUUUAGUAUUAUAAUUGGGAGUUAUCUUCAUUGUAUACCAGCCAUCUCGUCAUUGAGUCUCUGUGUGUUGUCCAAUUUUUCGUACGUGUCCAGGACGUCUAGUAUUAUAUUUGGAGAAUAACAUCGAUGCAAGUUUGCAUGUAGUUAAAUUAUAAGUUCGCCAAACGUGCAUAAUAUCGUAAAUAAAUUAUUGUUUUAUAAUUGUCAUCGGUUUUACUUUAUUAUUAUAAAUUAUUGAUACCAGUCAUUGUAAAUUGAUGCUAGAACUCAUAAAUUUUAGGCGGAAAGUCUUUAAUUUAUUAUGAUUUAAUCUAUUGUACUUUCAGUAGCUAUAGCUGCCGUGUAGUAAUACUUAUAUAUAUGUAUAUUUAUAAAUAAAUUUGAUAAAACCUAAUAAAUGAAAUCA